Messenger RNA from Anthostomella pinea, 2484 nucleotides. The record is from the annotation of a GenBank genome assembly. NCBI's taxonomy places the organism in Eukaryota, Fungi, Ascomycota, Sordariomycetes, Xylariales, Xylariaceae.
AUGGCUGCUUCCAGCAAUGACAAGGAGCCUUGGUUCCUCCGAUACAGCGUGCCUGUGCAGUUUCCAGCCCAUGCUGGCUUCGACCUUGCCAUCACACAGGCCGACUUUGAAGCCUGGGUACGCAAUGAGGCGCUCAACCGGGACGACGACCACGAAGAGAAGGUGAAUACGGAUGAAGACGAAGAUGAUACAUUCACCAUGGUCACGUCGUCGACUUCUCAGGAAGUGCGACAUGCUUUGGAAGACUUGGAGAUAGAUUCUGCAGAUGAGACUCCAACCAAGGAGCCUGCCUCCAAGCGCACAGACGAGUCUGACGAGCAUCCUUUCAUCCAAGGCCUAGUAGCGCAUGGCAACUCGACUCCAGUUCCGUCCAUAGCCACGGACAACAAAAUGCUCACCGAGAAUUCCGAUGUUGCCUUCCGUUCCACACGACAGGCUCUCCUCGAUCUGUUUUUUGAGCUCGAAGAUGUCGUUUCCGGCCCACGCCUAUUGGAGUUACUCAAUGCGGCCUGGAUCGACAGCCCCCUGAUGACACUCAAGAUCAUAUUCAAUGCUCGCUCGAUCCAUCUGGGCAAGGCAUCUCGAGCCACCUUCUACCGCUGUGCCGGUUGGCUAGCACAGAACCACCCUCUCACCCUCGUUUCCAACCUACGCUGGCUCAGUCGUCCUGUCAUCGAGAAGAAGGUCGUGAAGAAGGAAACGGGCGAGGAGGAUGAAGUCCUCGUCGACCUAAAGCCAGAGGAGAAGGACGAAGACGAUGUGACACGGUUCGAUGUGAAGAAUGGUGUUGCCCAUGGUUGUUGGAAAGACCUCCUCAAUAUCCUGGUUCUUUGCAUCAACGGCAAGCUCGACGUUCUGGCCAACCCGAGAGACAUCUUGAAUGUUGAGAGAGAGGGAAAAGACAAGAACCAUAGAGGCAAGGAGCAUCUAGACAAGGAGGAGGCCAAGACCAAACGCCACGAUGUCCGUAAUGCGCGUCACGAACAAGCAGUUGAUACCUUCAACUCCAAUGCUGUCUAUCGAGCCUUGUACCUUACAAUCGCCCCCCUGUUUGCCGAGCAACUCAGGUCGGAUCUGCUUCUCUUCCACGGUGAGGACAAAAAGGCAAAGAAGAAGAUCUCGCUCUGCGCCAAGUGGGCGCCGUCACAAGACCGCUUCCACGACAAGCACACCUUCAUCGUCUCCAGUAUUGCCGAGAUGCUGCACCCUCUGGAUGAAGUCACCGGUGGCUCCGGAGACAUGGAUCGAGAGCUGUACCUUCGCCAUGCUCGGGAGCGAUACCGCAAAGACAUCUCGGCCCUGCGAGCCCAUCUCGAUGUCGUCGAGCGCAACCUCAGCGCCAAGACCCUAGACAAGAUCAAGUACGAACGUGUCCCGUCUGUGGCCAUGAGCAAUUAUGCCAAGAUCUUCGCGGAGAAGGACACUGAGCGAUUCGAGGAAUACAUCAACGCUGUAGCGGAAGGAAAGACCCGUAUCAGUGGCGCCACCCUGUUGCCCUCGACUCUGAUAAGCACCGUGAGACGGACAUCUCGUCCUGUCAUUAACACUGCCUCCUUAGCCAAGAAUCCUGGAAAGGCUGCCAUCGAGGCCAAGGUGAAUGAGCUCGAUGCCAAGGUCGCCGACGGCCAGUGGAAGACACUUGUACAGCGCAUCAAAGACUCUGGAACACUCGAGUCUACCAUUGCAGUCUGCGACGUGUCAGGCUCGAUGUCUAGCCCAGUUUUUCCUGACGGCACAUGUCCAAUGGACAGUGCAAUCGGGCUUUCGCUUCUCCUCGCCGAGGUAACAGCUCCACCCUUCGGAGGCCACUUCAUCACCUUUUCCGCCCGUCCAGGAGUUCUGAGCAUCGAUCUAUCGUCGUCACUACAUGACAAGAUAUCUGCGAUGGAAAGAUCACACUGGGAAAUGAACACCAACUUCGUUGCCGUCUUCGAGGAACUUAUCCUGCCGGUGGCAAUUCGCAACAACCUGAAGCAAGAGGACAUGGUCAAACGCAUCUUUGUCUUCAGUGACAUGCAGUUCGACACUGCUCAGGCCCGCUACGCAUAUUCGGAUGGCUCGUGGAGCCAGGACGAACAUGAGGACAUACCAUGUUGGAGCACGUCGUUCGAGAAAAUCAGAGGCAAGUAUGCUGAAGCUGGCUACGAGAUGCCAGAUCUUGUCUUUUGGAACCUCGCUGGCGGACGGGCUGGUUACGGGGGUUGUGAUUUCGGUGACCCAACAGCGCCGAAGCCGGUGACUGCCGAGGAGCCGGGCACAGCCCUCGUCAGUGGCUAUUCGCAGGGCAUGCUCAAAGUUUUCCUCGAGAAUGGUUCCUUCGACGUCCCGGACGAUGAGGAUGAUAAGCUCCAGGUUGCGGAGGAUGGUGACGCCGUCGUCCUCGAGACGGAAAGCCGGGCCAAACGGCAGAAGAUGGACCCAAUGAACAUCCUCAAGAAGGCUAUCGGACACAAGGCGUACGACUCCCUGAAGGUUAUGGAUUGA